AUGUCUGCACCAGUAGCCGCAGCAAAGGCUGUGAAAAAAUCUGCUUCAGGAGCAGAAUCGGCCUUCAAAGAUAAAGAUAAAGCCGCAAGCGUUAGAAACAGCAACAUUGUUGCUGCUAAGGCUGUAGCUGAUGCUGUUCGUACUUCGCUUGGACCUCGUGGUAUGGAUAAAAUGAUCCAGUCUGGAAAUGGAGAUGUUACUAUUACUAACGACGGAGCCACAAUCCUGAACCAAAUGAGUGUUAUCCAUCCAACAGCUAAAAUGCUUGUUGAGUUGUCUAGAGCUCAAGAUAUUGAAGCUGGUGACGGAACGACCACUGUCGUUGUAAUGGCUGGUGCUCUUCUCAAUGCUGCUCAAAAUCUUUUAGAGAAAGGAAUCCACCCCACUACUAUCUCUGACUCAUUCCAAAGUGCAGCUUUGGAAGCUGAAAAGAUCCUAACUGAAAUGAGCUCUCCAGUUGAUCUUGCCGACGAUGAGUUAUUGGUUAAAAUGGCUACCACCUCUUUGAACUCUAAAGUUGUUUCACAACACUCCUGGUUACUAGCUCCAAUGGCUGUUAAUGCUGUAAAGAAAAUUGUGGAUGUUAACAAGGAUAGUUCUGUCGAUCUCAAGAUGAUCAAGAUUAUUAAGAAGAUGGGAGACACUGUUGAGGAAUCUGAAAUGAUUGAUGGUGCUCUGAUCGACCAAAGAACAAUGGGACGUGGAGGUCCAACCAGAGUUGAGAAAGCUAAGAUAGGACUCAUUCAAUUCCAACUUAGUCCUCCCAAGACAGAUAUGGAGAACCAAGUUAUUAUUUCCGAUUACACCCAAAUGGAUCGUGCCUUGAAAGAGGAAAGAGCCUAUCUUCUUGAUUUGUGCAAGCAAAUCAAGAAAGCCGGUUGCAAUGUUCUUCUUAUUCAAAAAAGUAUUCUUAGAGAUGCUGUGAAUGAACUCUCUCUCCACUUCCUUGCCAAGAUGAAAAUUAUGGUCGUGAAAGAUAUUGAACGUGAAGAUAUCGAGUUUUACUCUAAGAUUCUCGGCUGCCGUCCUGUUGCUUCAGUGGACCAUUUCGUUCCUGAGGCUCUCGGAACUGCUGAUCUCGUCGAAGAAAUUCCAACUGGAGGAGAUGGAAAAGUAAUUAAGGUUACUGGUGUCCAAAACCCAGGGCAAGCCGUAUCCAUUCUGCUUCGUGGGUCAAACAAAUUAGUCUUGGAAGAGGCCGACAGAUCUCUCCAUGACGCUCUCUGUGUUAUUCGCUGCCUUGUUAAGCGCAAAGCUCUCCUUCCCGGUGGAGGUGCUCCUGAAAUGGAGAUCGCUGUCAAGUUACGCCAGCUCGCUCAAUCGCAAGCUGGAGCAACUCAGUAUUGCUGGAGAGCAUUUGCUGAAGCUCUGGAAUUGAUCCCAUAUACUCUCGCCGAGAAUGCUGGACUUUCUCCUAUUCAGACCGUAACUGAACUUAGAACUCAGCAUGCCAAUGGAAACGUUGAUUUCGGAGUCAACGUUAGAAAAGGAUAUGUCACUGACAUCCGUGAGGAAAACGUUCUUCAACCUUUAUUGGUAACACUUUCUGCUAUUAAGCAGGCUUCGGAAACUGUACGCUCCAUCUUGAAGAUUGAUGACAUCGUCAUGGCUGUUCGCUAA
Molecule: messenger RNA, 1620 nt
Organism: Auanema sp. JU1783
Lineage: Eukaryota; Metazoa; Nematoda; Chromadorea; Rhabditida; Rhabditidae
Source: the annotation of a GenBank genome assembly